Dujonia railenensis is the source of this 797-nucleotide messenger RNA. The record is from the annotation of a GenBank genome assembly. Lineage: Eukaryota; Fungi; Ascomycota; Pichiomycetes; Serinales; Debaryomycetaceae.
AUGAAUAGCUCAAGUCCACAGGUCGACUCAUAUUCUCGUGGUAGGAUAUCUGGAGGUAGUACACCUACUCCUAUCGGUCAGCCAGGAUUUGCACCCAUUGAUGGGUUAGGAGGAAAUUACCUCUAUGUAAAGCAGACCCCACAAAACUAUACAGAGAUGCAAACAAACUCAUCUCCAUACAGACAAGGACAUCUAAUUUCUCAAAAUAAAAACGCUCCUGAAGGGUAUAUUUGCGUUGGAAAGGUAUUGGACUCAGAGCACAAGUCGAUCCAGGUAUCCACUAAUAACCCAAAGAAAAAAGAUCUACCAAUGGACCGCUCGACUUGACCAAACAGUACUACACCUAUAGCGGGACUCCUUCAAAUUCAAAUGAAUUUCCUCCAUCUUUCAACCCAAGGAUUGCUUCUAAUAUGCCUGUUAGAGAAAAAGUUACGAAUUGGAUCCAAAAAGUACCAGCAGUUGACCACGGCGAGUUAGGUAAUUCGUUCGUUAAAUGCUAUCCUGGAGUUGCAUCUUCUUCAAGUGAAUCAGGUGAUGAAAUAGUGGAUAAUUCUGAAGUCCAGGAUAUCAUUGAGUUCCAAGCAAGAAGAAUAACUCACUAUGUGACUCAAAUUUACAAAAAUGAAGUGGAGACGAUAGCUCACUGUGAUCCUUCAGAUAAUGAAUACGAUCUACACCUUCCGCUGGAAGCUGAGGACCUAAUGCAUCUUGAGCAUUCAGUCGACAAUUAUUUAGAUGGGCUAGCUGGAAGAAGACUGGCUUCCCAGGAUCAUUCCUGGAAAGUAAACAUCAAGUAG